AUAAUAAGAGAAAAAUCAGUCGAAAUGAUUUAGCGGAGUGUGUUUCAUCUUAGCAUAAUAUUCUUGCAGUUCCUGGAUUUUUUCUUGAUGCAGGGAAUUACAGAGGUCUCUUAAGCUCGGCUAUGGCGGCGAUUUCUCAAAUCCCUUUCUCUCUAUUUCUAUCGUCAAGUAUCUCUCGCAAGCCUUUCUUCUUUCACCAUCAUCAUGAGCAGCAACUCUCUGCUUCGGACUGUAACUCAAGGAAGAAACACGGUUUCAUUUGCUUUGCCUGUUCUGUCAAACAAACCAGGGUUCGUAAGAAAGUGAAGAGCAACGAGGAGCUUCGAGGUGAGAUUAAGGAGUUAAUUGCGUUGGCUGGGUUUCCUGAAGAUCAUGUGCCAUCCAUGAAGGAACUCUCGCAUCAUGGAAGAAAUGAUCUUGCCAACAUUGUGAGACGAAGAGGAUAUAGGUUCAUCAGAGAGCUUCUUGCAAAUUCAAACAUGGAAGACAAUAAAGAGCCAGUUUCCCCGGACAGAGUAAAUAUGGAACUAAGUGCAGCUGGAGUUUGUGAAGAAGAUGAUUUAACAGGUCAGGGUGAAAGAGCAAAAGAUGUAGGUGAAGAGGAGUUGUCUUCAAGCAGAUUUUCGAGCAUGGCAAGACAUUUUGAUAGGGAUAGUGAUAGUUCACGAGAAGGAAAUGUUAUCACAGUUUUAGGUCCCUGGGCUGAAGAACAUGGAGGUGCCAGUAAAGAUGAAUCUUCACGAACCAAGGCUUUGGGCAGGCAAAACUCUCUCCCUAGUUUGGAUAACGGAAUACACUUAAACAUGGAUGAGGAUAGUGACUGGGGGGAAAUUACCGCAAGCGAUUCGGAGAUUGACAGUGUGGAGAUCAAUAAGGCAGUUGACAAUGAGUUAUCGUCUUCUGAAGCUCCAACAUAUGGAAACGUUUCUUUAGUUUUAGAUGAUACACCAAGUUGUUCAGACAAAGAGGCUGAUAACGUUUUGGUGACAAAAUAUGAGGAUGCCAAUGAUGUAGGCAGAGAUGCCGCAUUGCCAGGUGAUGUUUAUACCUAUGAACACUACAGUCCAGUUCUCAAUUACAGUAAUGAUGCUGAUGUGGCUGCUGGGACCUCGUCUACUCUGGCUCCGGAGGACUACAUCUCCAAUAAGGGGAUUUGUCAGAAUCAGCCAAUGGAUGAUGUGGCUAAUUAUCGUUUGGGCAAUCUUGAUCAUAGUCUAGAUGGAUCAGAUGACAAGGAUCAUAUUCUAGGACUUUCUUCAGUCACUUCGAGCUUAGAAGAAAAGACGGCCAGAUUUAUUCAGGAUGGAUACUUGGAUACAGUGGAUGGUAAUGAGAAUGAUAUACCAAAUGAAAGCCCUCAAGAAACGGAGGGAAAUAGAGAAAAACAUGAUCCAGCAGAAGUCCAGUUGACAACCAGCAGCAGCGAGCACAGUUAUGGUAGCCAGAGAAAUGCAAGUAUGAAAUCAGAUGGAAAUGCCUUGGCGUUAGAAAAGAUUAUCCAUGCUGACCAAGUGGGCAGCUCUGACAGGAACAAUGGUCUGAGAAAUGAAAAUGCUGAUACAGACAAGGAACUGCAUGAUGAGACCAGGAGAAGGGAAAAUCAGAUUGAAAUCGAUCGUUUGAAGUUUAUGCUGCAUGAAAAGGAGCUGGAAUUGUCAAGGUUGAAGGAGCAGAUUGAAAAGGAGAAGCUAGCUCUUUCGGUUCUUCAAAGAAAGGCUGAAACAGAAGUCAACAAGGCUCAACAGCUAAUCUCAGAGAAGGAUGCUGAACUUCAAGCAGCAGAGGAAAGUCUAUCGGAAUUGCAAGAGGUAGAGAUUGAAUACUGCGGAGAUGGUAGUGCUGUGGAGGUGACGGGCAGCUUCAAUGGAUGGCAACACCGUGUCGAAAUGGAACUUCAGCCAUCCAAGUCAAUUGGGAAACAGAAAUAUUGGUCGACAUUACUGUGGUUGUAUCCCGGGAAAUACGAGGUUCUGAUGCGUAUAAAGUUCAUCGUGGACGGGCAGUGGAGGGUCGAUCCUAAGAAAGAGUCGGUCACCAAGGGACACAUCACAAACAACCUUGUCAAAGUAGACAGGUGAGAGCUUUUUGUUGAGAACUUUGAUUCAGGUGAAAUUAGGAUGAGGAUGACAUUCUUUAGAAAGCCAUAGUCAGUGUUUUGCCUCCUCGUUGGAGGGGGAGGAGGAGGUAGUUUCCUGCACCAAACAAAACUUGGGUUCUCAUUGUACAAAUUUAUGUACAAAUGUGGUAUUUUACUUCAAUAAACAAACUCACAAGGGUUUUCUGGCGUGUAAGAAUAAAGGAACGUGGUAUAAUCCUAA
Molecule: messenger RNA, 2318 nt
Organism: Tarenaya hassleriana
Lineage: Eukaryota; Viridiplantae; Streptophyta; Magnoliopsida; Brassicales; Cleomaceae
Exons: 12
Coding region: 123-2078 (651 amino acids)
Source: RefSeq, a predicted model, not a curated record